CCAAGAGAGUGGCCUCAUAACACCCACGCGUCUCUCUUUCUUCUCUACACCUCCUUCGUUCUUUUCUAACUCAUUCUCAUUGGUCAAUUCCAUUUCCAUUGCUUUUUCAUUCUCAUGCAAAACGGUUAUGGGUGCGUAGGUUAAUAACCAAAACCAUUACAUAGCGUACGUUAGCCAACCUUCUCACUCAUCCAUCCAUGCUUGGUGUACUCUGCGCCACUCGCUCUCGUCCUUGGAUCUCUUCCUUCCUUCACUCCUCCGCUUCUCAUCACAUCGCUCGCCUCGCUCACGCCACCGUCGUUUCUCCGCCUUUCCAUGCUACCGUCGUCGCCCGUCGCCACCAUUCCAGCGCCUGCAAACUCCAAAUCCCCGGCGGCGCUGCUUCCAUAUGGCACGCUAUUAUGCCGUCCGGUGGUGAUGGAUUCCGACGCGAUGUUUUGAUGGUGAAUCAUGACCACGAACUCAAGGGAGAGGGAUCGUGGAACGUGGCGUGGGAUGCUCGGCCUGCUAGGUGGCUUCACCGGUCUGACUCGGCUUGGCUUCUCUUUGGUGUCUGCGCAUGCCUUGCACCGCCGUUGGUUAUUGUUGACGUUGAUCCCGAGGUACCAACAUCGCCGGUGAUUUCUUCCGGCGAGAGUUGCGAUGUUAUUGGAGAAAAAGAUGAACGGAAUGAAGAAGUCUCCCCUGAUUACAGAGUCACAGGGGUGCUUGCUGAUGGUCGGUGUCUGUUCAGAGCAAUAGCGCACGGUGCUUGCUUAAAAAAGGGAGAGGAAGCACCUAAUGAAAAUCGACAGAGAGAACUAGCUGAUGAAUUAAGAGCUAGUGUUGCUGAAGAACUGUUGAAAAGACGUGAGGAAACAGAAUGGUUUAUUGAAGGGGAUUUUGAUGCAUAUGUGACCAGAAUUCAGCAGAGUUAUGUCUGGGGAGGGGAACCUGAGCUACUAAUGGCUUCUCAUGUUUUGAAGACUCCAAUAUAUGUGUUCAUGAGAGAUGCAAGGUCCCUUGAUUUGGUAAACAUAGCAAAAUAUGGUGAAGAAUAUAUAAAUGAUGAGGAGGUUUCUAUCAAUGUGCUAUUUCAUCGGCAUGGUCACUACGAACUACUAGAGACCUUAUGACCAAAAUUGUCGCAAAAAUAUUACAUCUAGUGCAGUACAGAACUUUGUUUUUUAGUCAUAUGCGGUUUAAGUCUUCUGACAUAAAAGAGCUUUUUUCUUUUUUGUCAACUGGGGAUUUCUUUGAGUGAAUUUAGUAGUUUUUUUUUUUCCAACUGUAAUCUGAGCUGCAGGGAACUUCAAUCCAAUAAAAGCAAUAGGCUUUUGCAAUCUGUGUACUUUGCAAUACACCAUAAUCAUAGUGGAAAAUGAGAUUGUAUAAUCAUAGUGAAGAAUGAAAUAAUGUUAUUGAGAUUUUGAAA
Molecule: messenger RNA, 1414 nt
Organism: Vicia villosa (hairy vetch)
Lineage: Eukaryota; Viridiplantae; Streptophyta; Magnoliopsida; Fabales; Fabaceae
Exons: 5
Coding region: 198-1115 (305 amino acids)
Biological process (GO): protein deubiquitination; endoplasmic reticulum unfolded protein response
Cellular component (GO): nucleus; cytosol
Molecular function (GO): cysteine-type deubiquitinase activity
Source: RefSeq, a predicted model, not a curated record